AUGGUUCAAGGAUUCCACACACACACCUCCCUCACACCUCUCACCAUCAAAGUCUCUGUCUCUACGGAUUACACCAGCUUGGCUCACCACUCACGACCUGUACAUGAGCAUAGGUACAGCGCUACCUUGGCUUCAACUCUAUUGGCGUCCAGACUAUACUAUUCUUUUCAAGCCAUCGGUCUCAUUUACGACAAACGCACAUGCCUUCUCGAUGUGUGGUUGCAGCCGAGCGAAAGAGAGAUCUUCCGCGGCCCAUGUUGCUUACCGCACAAAUGUCAAGCGUUCAUGGCGCCUUUAUCCCUUAGCCUGAAAGCGGCAGAGCUCACCUCUCCCGACUUACAUGGCCUUGGUAUUACUUGGAAGUUACACUUUAAACAUUUCGGCCAAAUUUACCAAAUUUGUCUCUCUCUUGAGAAUCAAACAAACCCCAUCUCGGGCCUGUUCCGGUCUCUAUUCAGCGUUGUCUUCGAACGAACGACUUCUGCCUCUGACGGAGAUCGCUCCUUCUGGGGAAGCAAAUUGUGGGAACGCAAUCGGCAAAUAUUUGAUUGGGCCCCGCCGUCGUCGAUACGAUGUUCUCGGGAUCGCCAGCCGUUGACUACACCUCCUGUCACCACCGCUGUGAUGUUGUUGGGCGCUGUUCUGGAAGCUCACCAGCCUGCUACCAGACAAACCCAUCUAAGAAGAACGGUUCAGCUCCGAGAAGCCACAGCCGUUCCGGGGCGCAAAACCGGCCCCCGCAUCAUGGACCAGUCUCCAGAACCAUCCUCCGUCUACCGCGUCUUCGGUCCUACAACCACUGUAACCGGCAUAGCCGCUGCUGCAGAUGCCAAUGUGCGCUCGGAGAAAAAAACACCCUUAGCACAAGCUUAUCUGCCUGUCCAACAAUCACACGUUGGCUGGUUUGGCAAAGGUAUCGACUCCGAGAGGUCCAAGACGACCCAAAAGGUGGAACCGGGCAAACUCCUUUUCCUUCAAAUUGAUUCCAUCGCUUCGAAACUCGAAAGUCACAUCAUCCAGGUGGGCUCACAAUAUCGCGUCUCGAUGACAAUUCUUCCCGACACGGAGCCAAGGUUUUUGAGGCUUAGAUCCAGUUCUCGAGAGUUUCGACUCGUCAACUUCUCGUCAGCCUCGACCCUUUUUUUCUCUCUUGGCAAUCAAUCGGAAGCACAUCGCGAUCCAACGCGGCCAGCAAACUAUGACAACUUCAUUGGUGCAGAAUCACCUUUCGCCAGGUUCACAAUCGCCGACGGGCUUCGCCAAGACUCCCAGCACGAAAAGAACAUAAGAAGCGAGGCAGAUCAGUCCAUCUGGCCGUUUUCGAUUUCUAUGACAGACAACUACCGACGCCAAGGACAGAACCGGCCCGGAUAUGCGGGUUUCGAGUUCGGAAUCGAGAUGCCACGAGAUCGCAGGCCAGAAAGCUACCCGGACACGACCUUGAGAUCAAACCACGACGAUAUCAAGAUACUUCGGGAGGAGAGAGACACUUCUAUUGGCAGCAUCGUGAUGAAAGCCAUGGCAACGACACACGGACAGCUCUUCCAGCACGACGAGUAUCUAAUACCUAUUCAACUGUCGGCAUUCAGACCAAUUAUCGUCCAUUGUCGACAAAUCGACAAAUCGACAAUAUUCGCCUUCCGUAUUACUAAUGCCGGUCUUUGGCCUGAACUCCUGCGAUCAGGGCUGAGGAAUCGUAAAAGUUACGGCGUAUUGUCUUCCGACUUACACGCGGAACCAGCCCAGCACAACCGCCCAAUACUCGCACACGUUGGCAGUAGGGCGUUCAAACAUGCCAGGCCCCUCGCAGUGAUCAGCAAUCUGGGUCCCUUUGCAUCACGGCCCGAAUCCGAGACGAGCAAAUCGGUUCUCGGUCUGCAAACGACGGGCAAAGACUCCACAUUGAUCCAGCGGCCCGAAUGA
Molecule: messenger RNA, 1923 nt
Organism: Colletotrichum lupini
Lineage: Eukaryota; Fungi; Ascomycota; Sordariomycetes; Glomerellales; Glomerellaceae
Exons: 11
Coding region: 1-1923 (640 amino acids)
Source: RefSeq, a predicted model, not a curated record